AUGCGCACUCUUCUAACGUCUUGCCAACGUGUCUGUCGAGACUGGCAUAAUCUGAUCACGAAGUCACCGUGGAUUGAAAAUGCCCUCUUUUUCAUUCCUAUCAAUGAAUCCGAAUGGGGCGCGGGAGAAAAGGUAUCCAAUACGCUGCUGGCAGAGAUGUUUUCUGCCAAUUUUCCUGCCAAGGGCGAGCAAAACAACGACUUUCACUUUUCCGAUUGCGAGAUGACUAAAAGUUUGGAUCGGUUUGUCCGGAAAGAUGCUAGCUGGCGCAGGAUGCUCGUGCAACAACCUCCUAUUUUAAAGCUCGGUCUUUUUUAUAUUGAUUCUGGUAGGGGUGGCGAUAGCGCUCACUGCAUUAGUAUUCCCGCAAAUCCGAAGAGGCAAGCAAACGGAGACGAGGGCCUUCGAAUGGGAAGGCUCUUUGAGAUCUUGCUAUUCGAUUCGCCAAUUCGAGUGGGAAGGCCCAGACCUGCACGCCUUUGUUGGUCGACGGAUGAGCCAAUUGAUUUCUAUUCAAGGCAUGAAAUGAACAAAGACGCGUUUCAACGAAUGCUGGGUCAAUUAGGUCUAGUUUUAUAUACCGCGCAAGUAAUCCAAUGCGGGAUGGGCUUCCGGGGCGGACCUUAUUAA
Messenger RNA from Penicillium daleae, 630 nucleotides. RefSeq lists its product as uncharacterized. The coding region runs from base 1 to 630 and encodes 209 amino acids. The record is from RefSeq and is a predicted model, not a curated record. The transcript has 2 exons. NCBI's taxonomy places the organism in Eukaryota, Fungi, Ascomycota, Eurotiomycetes, Eurotiales, Aspergillaceae.